UGUCACCCCCCCCCCGCCGCUCCAUGUGGGGGUCCCAAGCCUCUCGGCAGGAGAUGGGUUAAAUAUCCAGCAGCGCCCCGCGUGUGCCAGGCGGGGGUGCAGGGGCCCUGGGUCUGAGCCAAGUGUUCAAGUCUCCCUGGGGACACAGCCAGGACCCUGGGACUUGACAUGUCGGGGACACUGGAUCUUGAGAAGGGCUGCACUGUGGAGGAGCUGCUGCGGGGCUGCAUCGAGGCCUUUGAUGACUCCGGGAAGGUGAGGGACCCCCAGCUGGUGCGUAUGUUUCUUAUGAUGCAUCCAUGGUACAUCCCGUCCUCCCAACUGGCUGCUAAGCUACUCAACGUCUACCAACAAUCCCGGAAGGACAAUUCCAACUCCCUGCAAGUGAAGACCUGCCACCUGGUCCGGUACUGGAUCUCGGCCUUUCCCGCCGAGUUUGACUUGAACCCAGAGCUGGCAGAGCAGAUCAAAGAGUUGAAGUCUCUGCUGGACCGAGAGGGGAACCGACGGCACAGCAGCCUUAUUGACAUCGAGAGCGUCCCCACGUACAAAUGGAAGCGCCAGGUGACCCAGCGGAACCCAGUGGCUCAGAAGAAACGGAAGAUGUCACUGCUGUUUGACCAUUUGGAGCCGCUGGAGCUGGCCGAGCAUCUCACCUACCUGGAGUAUCGCUCUUUCCGCAAGAUCCUGUUCCAGGACUACCAUAGCUUUGUGACCCAUGGUUGUACAGUGGACAACCCCAUCCUGGAACGCUUCAUCUCCCUCUUCAAUAGCGUCUCCCAGUGGGUGCAGCUCAUGGUGCUGAGCAAGCCCACAGCCCCCCAGAGGGCCCAGGUCAUCACCCACUUCAUCCACGUGGCUGAGAAGCUGCUCCAGCUGCAGAACUUCAACACACUCAUGGCUGUGGUCGGGGGCCUGAGCCACAGCUCCAUCUCCCGACUCAAGGAGACACACAGUCAUGUCAGCCCAGACAGUGUCAAGCUCUGGGAAGGCCUGACAGAGCUGGUAACAGCCACCGGGAACUACAGUAAUUAUCGUCGCCGGCUGGCAGCCUGCGUGGGCUUCCGAUUCCCCAUUCUGGGCGUGCACCUCAAGGACCUGGUGGCCAUACAGCUGGCCCUUCCUGACUGGCUGGAUGCGGCUCACACUCGGCUCAAUGGGGCCAAGAUGCGCCAACUCUUUGCCAUCCUGGAGGAGCUGGCCAUGGUGACCAGCCUUCGACCACCCAUACAAGCCAACCCAGACCUAGUGAGCCUGCUCACGGUGUCUCUGGAUCAGUACCAGACCGAAGAUGAGUUGUACCAGCUGUCCCUGCAGAGAGAGCCACGUUCAAAGUCCUUGCCAACUAGCCCGACAACCUGUACUCCGCCCCCACGGCCCCCUGUCCUGGAGGAGUGGACUGCAGCUGCCAAGCCCAAACUGGACCAAGCAGUGGUGGUGGAGCACAUUGAGAAGAUGGUGGAGUCUGUGUUCCGGAACUUUGAUGUGGAUGGGGAUGGCCACAUCUCCCAGGAGGAAUUCCAAAUCAUUCGAGGGAAUUUCCCUUACCUCAUCGCCUUCGGGGACCUCGACCAGAACCAGGAUGGCUGUAUCAGCCGGGAGGAGAUGGUCUCCUAUUUCCUGCGAUCCAGUUCUGUGCUGGGGGGCCGCAUGGGCUUUGUCCACAACUUCCAGGAGAGUAGCUCCCUGAGGCCAGUUGCCUGCAGGCACUGCAAGGCCCUGAUCCUGGGCAUCUACAAACAAGGACUGAAGUGCCGAGCUUGUGGAGUGAGCUGCCACAAACAGUGCCGGGAUCGCUUGUCAGUGGAGUGCCGGCGCCGGGCCCAGAGCAUGAGCGUGGAAGGCCCACCUGCGCCCUCGCCCACACAUGCUCCCCUUCGAGCCUUUAGCUUUUCUCUGCCUCGACCCGGCAGGCGAGGAUCCCGGCCACCAGCUCCAGAGAUCCAAGAAGAGGGGGUUCAAUCUGUGGAAGAUGGCGUGUUUGACAUCCACUUAUAACAGCGGCUGUGUCUGGGGCAUGGACCUAGCCCUGCUACUGAAGGGACGCAGAGCAGACCAGAGCCAUGGACCUACCUGGGAGAGCUGAGGCUGCAGCCAGGGCUGCUGUGGGGGGGAGCUGAAGGUGGGGCAGAAGGGCAUGGGGCCACAGGGAGCAGAGGGACUUCGGUUCUCCCAGGCUGUACAAACUCUUGUGAAUAUUUGUAUUUUCCAAAUGGAAUUAAAAAAAAAGGCUGAUUGGAUCGGGCAUUUUACAA
Phascolarctos cinereus (koala) is the source of this 2255-nucleotide messenger RNA. The record is from RefSeq and is a predicted model, not a curated record. Lineage: Eukaryota; Metazoa; Chordata; Mammalia; Diprotodontia; Phascolarctidae.